This is a messenger RNA of Carcharodon carcharias (great white shark), 1801 nucleotides long. Its product is annotated as glial fibrillary acidic protein-like. The transcript has 9 exons. Gene Ontology annotation, molecular function: structural constituent of cytoskeleton. Gene Ontology annotation, cellular component: intermediate filament; cytoplasm; axon. NCBI's taxonomy places the organism in Eukaryota, Metazoa, Chordata, Chondrichthyes, Lamniformes, Lamnidae. Bases 128 to 1510 code for a protein of 460 amino acids. The record is from RefSeq and is a predicted model, not a curated record. Gene Ontology annotation, biological process: intermediate filament organization.
UUUUAAAUCAUUUUUGGGGAAGUGUAUCAGCUCGCUAUAAAUAUCAAGCAGCUUUUGAGACCUACCUUGUGCCAUUGAGUAGAAGCUUGUGUUCUGGAAGAGCCUUUUGCGAAAGAAAACAUAUAAAAUGAAUUAUAAUACAAAUUCCAAAUCAUCUUUUCGCAGAUUAACUAUACGGUCAAAUUCAGGAUCACAAUCCGCCUAUUCCUCACCAAUUCGUCGCUCCUUCACAAAAACAACGGCCUAUUCUAUCCCAUCUACUGCCUCAAGUUGGCUGAACAAGAGCACUCCUGGAAAAAUGUCUUCUGGAGAUGACCCAUCAGACUUUUACCUAUUGGACGCUGUAAGCGAUGAAUUCAAAAGCAGCCGCACCGAUGAGAAAGAAAAAAUGAUUCACCUGAACGACCGCUUUGCCAACUACAUCGAGAAGGUGAGGUCUAUGGAGCAACAAAACAAGGUGCUUACAGCUGAACUGCAGGAUUUGAAGGGCAAAGGCAAUUCCAAAAUUGGCUCUGUCUAUGAACAGGAGAUUAGGAAACUAAAGCAUGAAGUGGAUCAGAUUUCUAAGGAUAAAACCAGAAUUGAAGUGGAAAGAGACAAUUUGUUGGACGACAUCCGCAAACUUAAAACUAAGUUGAAGAAUGAAAUGCAACAACGGGAGGAAGCUGAAAACAAUUUGUCAGAUUUCAGAGAGGAUGUGGAUGAAGCGACUCUCUUAUGUGUAGAUCAGCAACGCAAAAUCGAUGCUUUGCAGGAUGAAAUUACCUUAAUAAAGAAACUUCACGAAGAAGAAGUUCGUGACCUGGACUCUCAAGGACAAAAUCAGCAUAUCAAGAUUGACGUGGAUGUGGCUAGGCCUGACCUUUCUUCAGCACUGCAAGAAGCUCGUUCUCAGUUUGAUAAACUUGCCGCUAGGAAUAUUUCUGAAACUGAAGAAUUGUACAAGUCCAAGAUUUCAGAACUUUCUCAAAAUAUUCUUCGCAACAAUGAAGCCCUUCGCAUUGCAAAGCAAGAAGCAAAUGAUUACCGCAGGGAGGUCCAGACACUCAAGUGUGAAGUUGAAGCACUUAAAGGCGCGAAAGAUUUUCUUGAGCAUCAGAAGGAUGAAAUGGAGGAUCAGUUUAACAAGGAAUCAGCCAAAUUCCAGGAAACGGCCAUUCAAUUUGAAAAGGAAAUCCAAAAUCUGAGUGAACAGAUGAGCCACCGUUUGUCUGAAUAUCAGGAUCUACUGAAAAUUAAAAUAGCUUUAGAUGCUGAGAUUGCAACAUACAGGAAAUUACUGGAGAGUGAGGAAAACAGGCUUUCCAUGCAGUAUUCUCCAGCUCGUACCCCUUUGCACUUCCAAGAAGCAGAAUUUGAACUGGAGAACCAACCUGAAAUUCAUUCCCCCAAAAGGACACUGUCCAUGAAAACGAUUGAGAUAAGAGAUGGCGAGGUACUCAGUGAAACUUCACACGAGUAUGAACUGCAGGUGACCAGUGAACCUACUGAAUUGAGUGAAGAAGAUUAAACUUAGCUGAAUUUAUGAAUCCUGAAAAAUAAGAGUUGCAGUUUUCUCUUUGUGAAGAACAAGCUUUUAGGCUUUAUGGCUUUCUGGAUUUACUUGAAGUGCUACAUAUUAAGGCUACUUCAGAUCAUUUGAAAAAAUAGUAAAAUUUCAAGAAAAGGUACACAAGAAUAUAUUUAGUCAAAAUGGUUUGAAUUGAAUUUAAAGUCUUUAUUACUUCACCUUAACUAUUAAUUGUAAACUGUCAUCACUGCUUAACUCAAUUUUUAAGUAAAGCUCAGGAAAAAAAAUCAA